GAGGUUUUUUUCAGUAACGCGCUGAGUGUGGCUCAGAGCGAGUCGACGGCUUUUUGUUUAUAGUGUCUGGACGGAAGAAUCCGAGUUACUCACAAAGUCAUUGUGUGUGUGUGUCAGCCAACUAUUUAAAAAGUGCGUGAAUUGUCGAUAAUUACAAAUUGUAUAUCAAAAAUAAUAAUGUGAAAAGUGCCUUUUCAUACAAGUAUAUACUUAGUAUAAAGGGAAAUUGUUAAGCAUUACAAAGUUACAAAAAGUGCUGGAAUGUGGCAAGCAAAACCCGUUUAACACACACAAGCAUAACUUUAUAAACACACACACACACUCGCACUUGUAUGCAGACUGAAGCUUGGCGCUCAUAAAAAAUCCAGUAACAAUUAAAAAAGAAGUCAACAGCAGCGGCAGAGCAAUGAUUCAUAGCACCCAACGUGCCGCGAUCCAUAAAAUAAUAAUUUCAGCUGCAAUUCUUAAAAGUUAAGGCAAAUACAUGUAUUCGUUACAAAUAAACGUUAUGUAGAAAGUGCAACAACUACUACAGAACAAUAACAACAAUAACAAAUACAUUUUCAACUACAAAUAACGUCACACAUACUACCAGUAUAUAAAUAUUUUUGCAUCCUACGAAUGCCCCCCAAAGAAAUGCGUAACUUGGCGCUCUCAAUUGGCGCCACCCUACUGCCCAGCUUCUCGCUGUUUAAGGCGGCUGAUGCCAAGGACUGCCACGGCAAGGUGUGCCGGGGGGACGAAUACUGCUCUCCGUUCACGGAGAACUGUGUCGCCUGCGCCUCCAUAUGCGACGAUGCUUCCCACAACUAUCAGGCCGAUACGUGCGCCAAGGAAUGUGCAGAUUACAAGAAAUACGAGCCAUUGAAAGCCGAAAUACAAAACAUUCAGACUACACAGAAUCUGAUAUUGUUGCUGCUGAUUAUAUUGCUGGCACUGGUUGUCAUUCGUUAUUUGCUUAAAUUUGCGCGCUGGUUGCGCCACACGCGCUGCGUGCCCCAGUUGCUGAAGAAACUGCAACCGAAACAGCAACGCCAACAGCCGAACCAUGUGACGGCCAAUGGUAAGGAUCUUAAUGCCACCACCAUACAGAAUAUCAAUGCCAUUAACCGGGACAUAGAGCGAGAACCGUCCACAAUGUAUAGCGUUGCAGGCGCUGCCGAGGGUUCGGUGCUGACCAUGACAACCCCGGUUAGCACACGCUAUCCGGCCGAGAACAGCACAACACCAACAACACUGGUCACCGAGUACUCGUACGAUAAUCAGGCCAUGGUUGUGACGCCAGUUUCAGAGAAACCGACCGUCACAACGGCGGCCUUUUAAAGGCAGCCUGCUUACGGAUAUCGAUAUAUACUUGUAUUUAUUUGUGUACUUAAAGCUAUAUAUAGUGGCAUAUGAGACGCGGAAUUGGACACGCUAUGGAAACAUAUACAGACGGGCACACAUCCAUGGAAGUGCAACGAUAAUUUGGUUAAAGUGUGCAUCACAUUGAAACUAGUGAUAUUUUAUAACUUUUAUUUUUGGCAAGAAAAUGUCAUUACCUGAUAUUGAUGGCAGCAAAAAUUAGAUAUAUGUACUCUUAUAUUGUAUUUACUAUUAAAAAGAUUUAAAAGGAA
This is a messenger RNA of Scaptodrosophila lebanonensis, 1616 nucleotides long. RefSeq names its product protein grindelwald (gene grnd). The coding region runs from base 622 to 1323 and encodes 233 amino acids. Lineage: Eukaryota; Metazoa; Arthropoda; Insecta; Diptera; Drosophilidae. The record is from RefSeq and is a predicted model, not a curated record. The transcript has 3 exons.